Molecule: messenger RNA, 2370 nt
Organism: Lasiodiplodia theobromae
Lineage: Eukaryota; Fungi; Ascomycota; Dothideomycetes; Botryosphaeriales; Botryosphaeriaceae
Product: Serine/threonine protein kinase
Exons: 3
Coding region: 1-2370 (789 amino acids)
Biological process (GO): protein phosphorylation; mitotic DNA damage checkpoint signaling
Cellular component (GO): nucleus
Molecular function (GO): protein serine/threonine kinase activity; ATP binding
Source: RefSeq, a predicted model, not a curated record
AUGGGCAGUCGUCUGGAGCUCUACUUCCGGCCAUCGGAGGCCAGCUCAGCCUUGCCGCGAAAAUACACCGACCUUGAAAUUCAGCAGAUCGCGAGCAUCUUGGAGGAAGGUGAAGAAGAAAGCUGGAGCAAGGUGCCCAGAACAUACAUCGUUCUAAGGAUCAUUGGGCGGCUUGACUUGAUGAACGACCUCCUCCAUUUCGGCUUCACAGAUUUCUGUUUUCCAGUGCAAGCGAGAUCUCUACCGCCAAGUCUUCCGUCAUCAACCCGCAACGCCUUUGUAGAAGCACAACCUGCAGUACUUACCAAAUCGGUGAACCUGGAGAAGGAGAAUGGUCGACAUGGUCAUUUUGCCAAAGGGGAACCGGUUCCAUUCAAAAUCCUUGGAAAGCUCGGCUCUGGCGCAUACAGUCAAGUGCAUCAGAUUCGAAGCAACAUUGGCUUCAAGGAUUAUGCACUCAAGCGGAUUCGUCGCCGCAUCGCCUUCGGAAAUGACGCAAGGGAGGGCUUGAAGCAGUUCAUUUCUGAAAUGGAAAUCAUCAAGUCUUUGCGGCAUCGGCACAUGGUUGAGUUCGUGGGCAGUUAUACAGACCCCGAUUACCUGGCUCUUGUCAUGUCUCCCGUGGCCGAAAUGAACCUUGCUCAGCUUCUCGACAAAAGCUGUCGAGCUGGACUCAAACACGCUGAAUCAGAAGCGCUGAGGAGUUUUCUGGGAUGCCUUGCGUCCGCACUGGAAUACUUGCACAGCUGUUCAAUACGGCACAGGGACAUCAAGCCACAAAAUAUCCUGAUAGAAAAUGGGAAUAUCCUUUUCACUGAUUUCGGCUUGUCUAAAAACUACUCCGGCGACAUCGACAGCAUCACCUCCGGUUUGACCGUCAAAACGCAUAAAUACUGUGCCCCAGAAGUGGCCGAUGGUAGUUCCCGCAACUCAUCCUCUGAUGUCUGGUCUUUGGGCUGUGUGUUCCUGGAGAUGGUCUCUGUACUGAACGGUAUCAACAUCCCAUCGAUGAAAGCUUUCUUCCAAGAGAAUGGUACCGAAGAGUCAUCGUUCCACAGGAAUCCAGAGGCAAUCACACUUUUCAUACGCGAAAUCUCGCGCUCGGCCAUGGACAACAAAGCUGUUGAUAUCACAAGCAGAAUGUUGGCAUUUGAACGCACUUCGAGACCAACAGCUUCCGAGAUAUUCUCCUUCCUGACCACUCCGCGCACUGAAGACGAGUUCGCCACGAAGUAUUGUGGUCUUUGUUGUCUGAACGAAUACGCAUCGGACUCGCAUGAUAGCCUCUGCGAGGAGGACCCUUCAGAACAUUCAUGCCUCAAUGCCCAGCCAGAUUCUGUUCCAGUCUUUUCCAUAGCAGAGUCGCCUACAGACGAAGAAGAGAGACUCAGCGAUAGAAAAGCAUAUCCCCGUGAUGGCCUUCGGCUCGCCAGCUUUUCGUCGAAUGAUACAACGGCCGUAAGCGCAAGUGCGGAAGACUUGAAUGCACCCGCCCGCGCCGAGGAUUUCAGUGCGGCAUCACGCCCUCAGGCACCGGAAAGACGAGCUGCAUCUGCUGCAGCAAUCCAAUCAAGUCUGUCACCAACAGUGCCCGCCAAGUCUUUGACUAGCAGAGUAUCAGAUGACAAGCCUCCGUGUGUUUUUGGCGUUUCGGUACGGGAAAGCAUAGCAUACGCCUACAGCGAGAUUGCCCUCUACGAUGGUUUCGGUAAAGCUUACCUUCAUGGACGCGUUCCUAUAAUCGUAGCAAAAUGCGUUGAACGGUUGCAGGAGAAUGAUGUGAUAUGGGAGAAAAUCAUCUACGAGCGGCCGGUCUUGGAAGCUGAUAAGCCAUCAUACCUUGAAACCCUCCAGAAGACGUUCGAUGACGCCAAAGGGUACGGGAAGCAAUACAGGACACAUGGAGGUGGCACCUCGUACUGGUUUGGCGGUCUCCUUCUCCUAUACAUGGAGCAACUGCCUGAACCUAUCAUUCCUUCGGAUUUUUAUGAGGCGUUUCGCGGUCCUCUUCGCGAUAGACAACCGUCGAAAUUCCCAUUCGCAGUGUCGACGUUGAGCGGUUCGGAUGCAACUUCGGUAGUGGAUAUCUACGCCACACUGAUCAUGGAAUUGCCUUCUUGGAGCAAGAUGGUCCUACUCAGCGUCUUGCAGUUGGCAGCUUUGGCGUCCAAGAGGAACGGCCUCUACAGCCUUCCCAAAGUUGGAAGCAACCACAAGGAGAGCCGAUUGAGCCAUGCAGUUAUCGAGUUUCUCAUUGAGAAUAUGGAGAAGCUUAUUCAGGGCUUACAAGGUUCAAGGGGUGCAGAGGAAACAAUACACGACCAAUUCGAAAUAGGACAAGACGGAUACAUGGGUUGGUGCCGAUAUUAG